This is a messenger RNA of Suillus bovinus, 714 nucleotides long. RefSeq names its product GNAT domain-containing protein. Lineage: Eukaryota; Fungi; Basidiomycota; Agaricomycetes; Boletales; Suillaceae. Gene Ontology annotation, molecular function: acyltransferase activity, transferring groups other than amino-acyl groups. The coding region runs from base 1 to 714 and encodes 237 amino acids. The record is from RefSeq and is a predicted model, not a curated record. The transcript is spliced from 2 exons.
AUGUUAUGCCAACUUCACCCCCUCGAGAUUAACCCCAAAACUGGGGAACCAUUCCUCCGGCUUGGAGCACCAUACCAGAAUAUCAUUCUCACCCCACCUCGACAGGGAGAUCAGUCCGCACUCAUACAGCAUAUGAACGAUCCGGCUAUUUACAGAUGGUUAAAUAAACCUCCAGUGCCAUUUCUCCUGGAACACGCGGACGCUCGGCUUCAGUUUGUAAAAGGGGAAUCGGAUGCUACUUUGGAAUUUCUACGAAAGAGCGCGCAGGAUUUCCCUGAUGGCCCGCUUCAGUUCGUGGAUGCAUGCCCUGUGCGGUAUCUUAGGGAAGUCAAAGAGGACGGGACGGACGUCCUUCUAGGAGAUGUGGGUUUCAGAAGAUGGAAGCAAACGCAGGAAGAUGAUGCGAAAAAGCAAGCAGGCGACCCAACGAUUCAGUAUGCUAUUGGAGAUUGGCUUGCUGUGAGCCACCACGGAAAGGGUAUCAUGACUGCAGCGAUCGGUCUCUUGAUGACCGCUUGGGCAAUUCCUAGGAUGGGAGUCCGCUAUGUUGUAGCGCACACUCUUGCUGGGAAUAUUGGUAGUGACAGAGUUUUGGAGAAGAACGGGUUCGUGAACAUAGGGGUGUUCUACAACAAGAAGAUAGCUGGAGGAGAGGGGAAGUUUCUGACCUUUCUUGAGUGGAGACACGAGGAGGUUAGUAUAAACGAGACGUGA